AUGUUUAAGUACUUCCAGAAACAUUUCACACUGAACUGGGCCGAAUGCAAGAGACGGAGGUCACGUCUGGUGUCAAAAGAUGGAAGGUGUAACAUAGAAUUUGGGAAUGUUGAAGAAGAGUCCAGAUUUGUUUGCCUGAUUGACAUCUGGACCACCAUCCUGGAUCUAAGGUGGCGGUAUAAGAUGACCAUCUUUAUUUCAGCUUUCUUGGGAAGCUGGUUCUUCUUUGGCCUUCUUUGGUAUGUCGUGGCCUACAUCCAUCAAGAUCUGCCGGAGUUCAGCCCUUCUAUAAACCACACACCUUGUGUAGAUAACAUCAAUGGCUUGACUUCAGCUUUCCUCUUCUCCCUGGAGACCCAGGUCACUAUUGGCUAUGGGUUCAGGUGUGUUACGGAACAAUGUGCCACGGCAAUUUUUCUUCUCAUCUUUCAAUCUAUCCUAGGAGUUAUCAUCAACUCCUUCAUGUGUGGGGCCAUUCUGGCCAAAAUCUCCAGACCCAAAAAGAGAGCGAAAACAAUCACCUUUAGCAAAAAUGCUGUGAUUAGUAAACGAGGUGGAAAACUUUGCCUUCUCAUCCGGGUGGCCAAUCUCAGGAAAAGUCUGUUGAUUGGAAGUCACAUCUACGGCAAACUCCUGAAAACUACCAUCACCCCUGAAGGAGAGACGAUCAUCUUGGAUCAAGUCAACAUCCAUUUCAUGGUUGAUGCAGGCAACGAGAACCUUUUCUUCAUCUGCCCCUUGACGAUUUACCACGUCAUCGACAAGCACAGUCCCUUCUUUCACAUGUCAGCUGACACCCUCCUUCAACAUGACUUUGAACUGGUGGUGUUUCUAGAUGGGACCGUAGAAUCCACCAGCGCGACUUGCCAAGUACGGACAUCGUACAUUGCCGAAGAGGUCCUGUGGGGUUAUCGCUUCGCCCCCAUCGUUUCGAAGACCAAAGAAGGGAAGUACAGGGUGGAUUUUCACAACUUCAGCAAAACUGUGGAAGUGGAAACUCCACAUUGUGCGUUCUGCCUCUACAACGAGAAGGACGCCAAAGCCAAGGCAAAGAUGGGAUUUGACAACCCUGCCUUUGUGUCCCAUGAAAUUAGUGAAUCCAAUGAGACAAAGAUGUGA
Thamnophis elegans (Western terrestrial garter snake) is the source of this 1119-nucleotide messenger RNA. RefSeq names its product potassium inwardly rectifying channel subfamily J member 1 (gene KCNJ1). The coding region runs from base 1 to 1119 and encodes 372 amino acids. The record is from RefSeq and is a predicted model, not a curated record. Gene Ontology annotation, biological process: regulation of monoatomic ion transmembrane transport; potassium ion import across plasma membrane. NCBI's taxonomy places the organism in Eukaryota, Metazoa, Chordata, Lepidosauria, Squamata, Natricidae. Gene Ontology annotation, molecular function: ATP-activated inward rectifier potassium channel activity. Gene Ontology annotation, cellular component: plasma membrane. The transcript has a single exon.